Messenger RNA from Lodderomyces margitis, 3876 nucleotides. It is a transcript of the gene ZCF13, whose product is annotated as Zcf13p. Gene Ontology annotation, biological process: positive regulation of transcription by RNA polymerase II; DNA-templated transcription. Gene Ontology annotation, molecular function: DNA-binding transcription factor activity, RNA polymerase II-specific; DNA binding; zinc ion binding. The transcript has a single exon. The record is from RefSeq and is a predicted model, not a curated record. Gene Ontology annotation, cellular component: nucleus. The coding region runs from base 1 to 3876 and encodes 1291 amino acids. NCBI's taxonomy places the organism in Eukaryota, Fungi, Ascomycota, Pichiomycetes, Serinales, Debaryomycetaceae.
AUGGAGCCUACUUCGACUUUGGCGAGUAAUCCCGACAAUCCUGUGAAAACCGCCCCUACCUCCAAUAAUCACCACCCAAUAAACCCACCAGCAUCAACUGAUGCAUCCCCAGCUUCAAGCUCUACCCUGGGUAAUAAUAAUAAAAGUCUGAAAAGUUCAACUGGAAACAAUGGAAACGAAGAAGAGAAUGAUAAUGACCCGGACAACAAUGAUUCGUCACAGCAAACACUAAAGCGAAGGAAUAGAAUUCCAGCAUCUUGCUCGAUGUGCAGGAAACGAAAGUCAAAAUGUGAUAGAGUACGGCCAGUUUGUGGCACAUGUAUUCGAAAAGGUAUCACUCACCUUUGCCACUACGAAUCCAAUUCUGGUCAUAGAUAUCUUUAUCAAGAACCCCACCAUUACAACGGGCAGGGCUAUAUGCAACAUCCAAACUCCUAUAAUUACAGUGGCUCACCACUGUACACUGGUCCUGGAAAUGGACAGCAUCCACCACCGCCAUUUCCCCCUCAUGUUCAUCAGCAAACUCAACUACCCCAAAAUUAUGUACCUCCCUCCCCCAACUCAUCUGACCCAGCUAAUUAUGCACCACCAAAUAACCAACAGCAUUUUCCUAUAGGUCCACCACCGCCGCCUCAGCCACAGCCAUAUCCACACAUAUACCAGAGUUCACCGUUCAAUGGUCCACCUUUGUCACAGCCUUCGCCCAAUUUCCCGUCUCCAGGAGCCCCAAAUUUAUAUUCACCAGUAAAUGGACCAGGUCCGUCCUAUUAUAGGCCCAUUCCACAACCACCUGCUAAUAACGGUGCUGCAGAAAAAGCCCUGCCGCGACAAUUGCCAAUACCGGCACCUUCCUCGCAAACCAGAAAUUCUCAAGAUAGCGGCAAACCAAAUUUACCCAGUCCGUCCAAAAUUUCAAGUACGGCAUUUGGACCUGGCUCACGUCAUCUGCAAUCUGGGUCAAUUAGUUCACUCCCAUUACCACAACCACCCUCAGCCCCUCUAGCAACAACUACACCAGCAUCCUUGCGUCCUGAUAAUCAAACCCAAUUACCCCCACCACCAGCACAUCUGAUUGCAAAAAAUGUGGUGACAACACCAUUGGCCAACUACCCAUCGUCUCACCAUCCAUCACCCAAUGACUCCAGUGGUCAUAACCAGCUGAGAAUACGGUCGAUGGUAUCCGAAAAUGUGCCUUCACCUGUCACAAGUAUACAUAAGCCCAGUGCAACGGCUUCAACUCCAGGAUCAUAUUCCAACGAUCAGAAACCAGCUUCUUCUAUGCAGAACUCACCAAGUGUCAAGGACUCGUUUUCAUCCACGUCUUUGGUUUCAAUACCUCUAGGACCUAAUUCGUCAUUACAAGUGAGCACAGAAGACAGAAUGAAUGUUUUUUCCAAUGCAAGCUACUCAAUAGCUUUGGAAAACCAUAUCAUCCAAGAACAAGGGGUACUUUCCUAUCUUGGGUUAACCAAAAGUGACCCUUUUAUCACAAUUUUACGAAACUUCACCGUUCAUUUAUUUAGGGUUGGAGAAAUGACAAAGUUUAUUAGAACAGAUGCCAACAAAAAGCGCAGAAACUCAACAGGCUCAGUCUCGAGACUUUCUUCGAGACACAGUGAUGGCUUGCCGUCAUUUCAGAAAAAGCCGAAACUUCAUAUGACACCAGUUGAACACGAUACCAGUGCAGGUGCAGAAGCGGUAUUAAUGGCUCAUAGUGACUCAAAUCAAUCAAGCAAUGAUGCAGAUAUUAACAAUCUUUCCAAAGCAGCAAUCAAGCAUGCACGUGAGCAGUCGUUGAAUUCGUUGAAUGUGCCCUCACCUAUUGAUAAGUUUUCGCCAAAUGUGGGGGAGAAUAAAAAGGAGGAGCGUAAGAUCCCUGCCGUUAUGCCAUCAAUUGAAUCAUUUUUUGUUGGCCUGAACAAGAAGGACUACUAUUCGUUGGUUGAGAAAGUGAUUCUUGCUGUUUUGCCCGAUCAGGUGAAUCUGUUUAAAUUAUUUUGUCGAUUUUUCAAAUAUGUUCAUCCAUUCAUCCCCAUCGUUGAUGAAACAUCUUUAAUUGUCGAAGUCAAGAAUUUAUUGAAAAAGUUUCCUUCAUUUUUGCAUGAAAGAUGGACUUCGGUCAAGAUCAGCUCCGACCAAGACUUACGGACAAUGGGUAUCUUUUUGCUUAUUUUGUCUUUGGGGUACAAAAGUAUGAUCCAUAAUGAUAGUGUAUACAACGAUUAUACCGAUGAAGAAGUGUCCAUGAUUCAAGACAUGCAACAAAUUACGCCCGAUGAGUUCAAAAAGGUGAUAAAUCUUUGCAUUAGUGAUAGUUUGCUCGCGGCAAAGUCAUCGUUUAAGUUGGUACAAUUAUUAACCCUUUUGUAUUUUUAUAAAGAGGUUGCCCCUGAUGAUGGUCAUGGUAUUUGUGGAGCCGAUUCGCAAAUUUUACUUGGUGUAACUAUACGGCAUGCAUUAUCCAUUGGGUUAAAUCGUGAUCCUACAUCCUAUACUGCAUAUGACGCCAUUUGCAAGAACUCCCAGCUUAUAAAGACUUGGAGACACUUGUGGAACUACUUGACAGAGGCAGAUGCAAUGAGUAGUCUCCAUAAUGGUACCAAUUUGAAUUUGAGAAACUUGAAAAUGGGCGAUGUUCAAGCUCCUUAUGAGCCAAAGGAUAGAACGGGUGAGCUUAAUGAAACUAUCAAACGAUUUAUUUCAAUAUGCGAGUGCUAUCGCCAGUUGUGUAACAAAAUCAACAAUGUUUGGGAAAAGCCCAAAAUCAUGGACAUUCUAGCCGACACCAACCAUUUGGAAAAGAUCUUUUUCGACUUUUUUGGAAAAGAUUUCUUCCUGACUGUUAUUUGUAAACCAGCAAAAGUGAAUACUGAUACGAGCUCAUGGAACCCAAGUUCUCUUGAACAUGAGGAGCAAUUUUUGAAGGUUAUGAAGUAUUGCAUGUUUAUUCAAUUGAGAACUAAUUUGUCAGGAAUGUACUACAUGAUUGCCAUCCAUUAUGAAAAUGAAUAUAACGAGUCCAAAACUCCGUCAAUGAAUGCCGGGAUUGAGCUAUUCAAGAUAUAUAUCAAGAGUGUGGUGCAGAUUGUGUACAUUAUGACACAUGUGCUAGAUAAUUCAGUUGAAUUAUUUGGCAAAAAUUACGACUACAUGCUAACGGCUGCCAAUGAACGAUAUAUGAUAAAAACUCAUUCAUUCUUGACCUCGUUCUUUGUUAGGUUACUUCAUCAAAAGAAGGACUUGUCUUUCAAAGUGUUUAAAGAGCCAAGCUACAUUCCUCGACUUGAAGUUAUCGACACCUUGUUCACGAUGGUUUUGGUCGAGGCGGAACUAUUUGUGGGAAAUUUCCGCAAGAUGUCGCGUACUUAUAUCAAUAGUUAUCGAUUAUACAUUAUGACGUAUAUCAUCAUGCGUCAAUGUGUGGAAAACCCCGAUGUGUUUUUUGAAAAAGCGAUAAAUGAUCAACUGUUUUUCCACCAGGGUACCAACAUGAUUGAAUUCUUUACCCUUGCGGAAUUACAUCAUUUGUGUCGUUUAUGCGGUGAGUUCCGUAAUGCUACUGAAGAGAAAAAGAGGUUGAAACGGGAAAAAAUGAAAGCGAAAGGGAUCAUCGUUGAUAAUGAUGCUGAUAUUGACAAUUUCAACUUCGAUUCCUUAAGAGACCUGUCUUCACUUGAUGUUGAUGAUUUUGCCAUUUUCAACAAUGGAAGUGGUGCAACUUUUAUGUCAUUUUUCGAUGACGAUCAAGUGUUUGACAAUUUAAAUAAUUUGCCGGAUGACGUAUUGGAUCCGGUGGCACGUAAUGAAGAUUUGAUCCGGUUGUAUAACAUCUAUGGUGAUUUCGAUGAAGAUUUAGUCAAAAUGGGAACAUCCUGA